Messenger RNA from Paramecium tetraurelia, 2778 nucleotides. RefSeq lists its product as uncharacterized. The record is from RefSeq and is a predicted model, not a curated record. NCBI's taxonomy places the organism in Eukaryota, Ciliophora, Oligohymenophorea, Peniculida, Parameciidae. The transcript has 5 exons.
AUGAAUUCGUAAAUAUCACAUCAAACUAAGACAUCUCAAACUUAAUAAUUCAUAGCUUCCUAACUUUCCAAGUUGCCCGAUAAAACUAAGCUUCAGUAACUCAUUCCUGUCUAAUUGCAUGUUAAUUGUUUUGAGCGAAAACACAAUGAAGGAACUGAUAACAGAUAAUCACCUCCAUAAUAAUAAAAUUAUUGUACAAAACCAUCAUAGAAACCUCAAUAAUCCAAUCAUAAAUCUAAUAUGUCACUCUAAAAUAAAAGCAAUUCCCAUAUUGAGUCUAUUUAAGAGAAAUUAUCAGCCAUGAAUCAUCCAAAUAAAAAAAGAGAUUACUCUCCAAACUCUGAUGCAAUAAGAUAAUUACUUAAAACUACUAAGCAAGAUUCAGACAUGAUUAAUCUAUUAUCUAAAAGACAGCAAUCCCAAGACUAGCAAAUUAUUUUAACUCCAAUCACUGCGAAAUAUCCAUUAAAAUCUCAUUCUCCAUUGGAUAUCAAGGAGAGUGUAGCAUAAUUGCUUUCAAAUCAUUUUAAAACAGAUGUAUCGUCUCCUAAGGCUAAUGGAAGCAAUUAAAAAUAAAAAAAUAACCAUCUCGGUCCUUACUUAUCCAUCCAACAACAGAUACAAUAGCAAAAACUGAAAGGACACAGUUCAACCAAUUCGCUAUCAUAUGGAUCUAGAAACCAUCAUCAACAAUCAUUACAAGAUCCGAAGAAAUCGGAGACUGCAACGAUAACACCAACUCCUAAAAAGUUUACCACUACUUCAUAAAAUACUGAGCAUAGCAAAAGUAAAUCUGUGGUUGAAGAAUAAUUGUAAUGUAUGAAAAUAAUGUAAUUUGAUAAAGAAAAUCAAUCCCAUAUCCUUAAUUUAGGAUCGCCAAGUGCUUUUAGUAGUUCUGAGCAAGCAUCAAGUAUUGGAGAUAGCGUUGGAAUGCAUUUACAAUUUGGAGUCAAAACAUAAUCUCCCUUUGCAAAGACUCCCUAAUAAACGCAGAGAUAUUGCAUCUAUCAUAAAGAGAAGAAAGCUAAGUAUGUGACUGAAGAGGGUAACGAUUAUCUCUUCUUUUGUUCCAAAUGUGCAGUCAAAUUGGCAGGCAAGGGAAUGUUCUUUACUGAAAUCGCAUAACUCAAACAAUCUACAGUGGAUUCUCAAACCCUCUCCUUUCAAUAGAGCUCUCUAGAUUCAAUGCACAGACAGUCUUCUUCAGUAGAUAUCCAAUUCAAAGAAAGAGAAAUGAAGGUCUUUCUGGCCUUACUGUAUUAAAUAUAGAACAAUAGACAAGACCUCCUGAGUCAAUUAUCUAGCCAAGGCAAUAAGCUCCAAAAUUAUUAUGACAAAUAAAUGAAACUGUGUAUGGAAGCCAAAUAACAAUUGUCAAUCUUCUUGGAAGAGAUCUAUCAAAGAAGCAUGAAUCAAUUGUCAAAUUCAAAGCAACAAACCCUAUCCUUCAUUGCGAAACUAUUCUAAUAGAUGACUGCCAACUAACUCGACACUAAGAAGAUACAAACAGAGAUUGAGAGCAAUUGGAAACGAGUUCUGGAGAACAUGGACAUGUCAGUGUUUAGAGAAGUUAUGAAUCAACAUCAUUCUAGAUUCUCUAAGAUUGGUGAAUUCUAGUAGGAGAUUCAGAACCAAUAUAUUCAACUCUAUUCAAUGGGUACUAUGGAUGUCUAGGCCACAAUGUCUUUGAUUGCAUAGAAUUUUGAGGUGGUUGAAUCUGCAAUACCUCUGAUUUCAAACAUCUAAUAAAUAAACAUCACUCAACCCAUCAGAACCUAACCCACUCCCCCUAAAAAGAGUGAGGAGUCAAUUAGUUAAAGAGUCAAAACUGAUUUCAGUAAUCAAAAGAAAAAUUCAGAUGCCAAAUAACAAAACUUCUGCUAAUAUUUUAAUGAUAAAGUUGAGACCAAUCAAAAUGUUAAGGAAAUCCAAAAGGUGAACCCUUCACUUUCAUCUCACAACAACAAUCUUUAUGUUUCAUUUGAAAAUAAAGAAAUAUUUAUGAACGCUUUGGAAAUGGAGAAGAAUAAGCAAGUCAUCUGUUCAGAAGAUGACAACUCUUCCAAACAAUAAGCCAUCAUGAUUCUUUAAUCUUACAAGGGAUCUCAUGCUGACAUUCAAGAAGAAUCACUCAAUAUGUCUCAUGAAUCAUAAAAGUCUGCUCCUCAUAGUCCAGCUUCAGGAUAAACCAAAGAAUCCGUUUAGCGAAUCAAUCCUAAUCAAGAAUAAGAAUUCGUUAGUCUUGCUAAUAACAAAAAUGAGACCGUGCCCAAAGAAGCCUUUCAAAAAUAGAAGAGCACUUUCAGAACACUUUUCGAAAAUGACGAUACUUAAGAACCCAACAUCCAAUAGAACAAGAAAGAAGUGACUGCAAUUUCUCCUGCAAGAAGUGAGAAGUUCAAAUCUUUUCUUAAUAGAAUCUCUAAUAGCCAAUCUACUACUCAAUAGUAUCUCUAUUAUAUUUAUAUCAAUUAAUCAAUUUUAGUUGCAACCGAAACUCCUGAUAUGAAAAGAGAAGAUUCAUAAAGUUUUCAUCAAAUUAGGUUUGAAUUUUCAUUUAUACUUAUUAGAGAGGACCUUAAGAACCUAAAAGAUUCAUAGGACAUCAAAGAUUCAGUGCAUCAAAUAAAUAUGUGUGAUGAUUAACAGCAUCUCAGUGACUAUGAUGACGAAAAAGAAAUACAAGAAACUAAAAUGAGAUAUGUAUAUUAGGGAGAUGAAAGAAAAGAAUAAUAUUAAAAGACUUUGUUUUCAUCACCCAUGUUCAAGGACCAUUGA